GCUCUCCUUCUCUAGCUCUCUCCUCAGAUCAGCUCUCAAGACCCUGAAACUUCUCGAGCCCCUCUCGAACCCUCUCGAACCCUCUCAAACUCAUUCUCAAAGUAAUAGCAACAGUAACAUUGUAUUUCUCUCUCUCUCUGUUUCGUUUCGAAAAAAAAAAAAAAACCCAAACAAAACCAAAAGCCCGUCGAUCUCUCGCAAUCUCUCUGGUUUUGGAGAUGGAGAAUUCGGAAGCGAGGAGUUCCCAACGCGUCCGAGUCGCGGUUAGUAUCAGGCCAGAUGACGGUACGGAUUGCAUUUCAGUGGUUCAUGGUGAACCUCUGCCUCAGGUGCAAAUUGGUUCGGAGUCCUUCACCUUCGACUAUGUUUAUGGUGGUAGUACUGGCUCGCCUGCUUCUGCAUUAUACGGUGAUUGUGUUUCUCCUCUUGUGGAUGCACUAUUCGAUGGUCGUAAUGCCACUCUUAUUGCAUAUGGCCAGACGGGGUCGGGGAAGACGUACACCAUGGGGAGUAACUAUUCAGGGAAGGGAAGUAAUGUAGGAGUCAUACCUAAAGUAAUGGAAGACAUAUUCCAGAGAGUCGAAGUGAUGAAAGAUUCAAGAGAAUUUGUUAUUAGAGUCUCAUUUAUUGAGGUACUCACGAAUAAAGUGUAUGAUUUGCUAGAUCCAAAUUUGCGUGCAAGGGUUUCCUUACAAAUUAGAGAAAUUGAUGGAGGAACAACAGUUGCUGGAGUCAUUGAGGCAGAAGUUAGGACAGAAGAAGAGAUGGCAACACAUCUAUCUUGCGGUUCCCACUCUCGUGCCACUGGGAGUACUGAUAUGAAUGACCAAUCAAGUGGCUCACAUGCUAUCUUUACAAUUACUAUGGAGCAAAAGAAUUUUGCACACAAUGAAGACAUUGGUGAUGACAUCAUAUGUGCAAAACUGCUUCUAGUGGAUCUCGCUGGUAAAGGAACUUCUAUCAAUGAGGAUUUAUUGGCACUUGGCAAGGUGAUAAGUGACUUGGGAGGUAAAAGGAAGAGGAAAGAAAUACGUCACAUUCCGUAUCGUGAUAGGAAGUUAACCCACUUGUUACAGGAUUCUCUUGGAGGAAACAGCAAAACGGUUAUGAUUGCUUGUGUACGUCCUGCCAACGCAAAUCUUAAGGAAACCCUGAGCACAUUGAAGUAUGCAAAUCAUGCUCGCAACAUUCAGAACAAGGCAGCUGUUUUGCCACAAAAAACAAAAAAAGCUUCUAUGUCUACAAAACGUUGCAUUGACUGUAGAGAAAAGGACUCAGAAAUAAGAGAUAAGGACUCAGAAAUAAGAGAUUUGAAGGAAAAGGUUCUGAAGUUGGAGAUGGACAAAGCAGAACUUAUACGUUCACUGAAUGUCUCGAAGAAAAGGAGAAUGGCAAUGGAUGGGGACCUAAACAAUGAAGGGCAUAAGAAUGACUUGCGCAACCAGGGCUACAGGAGCUCCUCUAGAUCAGAAGACAUGGAUACAUCUGAAUCAGAAUAUUUGGAUGAUUCGGAUGAUGAUGAUUGGCCACAGGAGCUCCUCCAUUGCAGCUCUUGCAGUAAAAACUCUUCUUGCAAAACAGUGAGAUGCACAUGCCAUGCUUCUGGAUGUAGUUGUGGGACUUUGUGUGCUUGUUUACCUAGUAAGUGUGCCAACCGCAGUUGAAAUGGAGCUGGUAGCUGCACAAAUUGAAGAAUGGGAUGAAGAAAGUUCUGUUCCGCUAGCCCAUGUCUUGCAUAUUUUUGGA
Quercus lobata is the source of this 1746-nucleotide messenger RNA. RefSeq names its product kinesin-like protein KIN-4C. The coding region runs from base 219 to 1664 and encodes 481 amino acids. The record is from RefSeq and is a predicted model, not a curated record. Gene Ontology annotation, molecular function: microtubule motor activity; microtubule binding; ATP binding. Lineage: Eukaryota; Viridiplantae; Streptophyta; Magnoliopsida; Fagales; Fagaceae. Gene Ontology annotation, cellular component: microtubule associated complex. Gene Ontology annotation, biological process: spindle elongation; mitotic spindle organization; microtubule-based movement. The transcript has 11 exons.